CUGCGCCAGUUGUUGUUCUACUUCGGUUUGGUCAGGGUCGUUAGAUCACUUUUCAGUUCCUCUGCCGUCAUCGAGAGAGUUUUUUCGACCGGGUCGCACGUCUUCACUCUCGUCCACCGCGAGCGACACCCGUGAGCGUAGUUGUACUCUCGUCGCCCAGCCUCGAGAGAUACCGCGCACACCUGUGCCCAUGUUGCAGUUCGAAUACUUACCUUUACUACUUCUAGCCAUUUCGAUCCAUCUUAUCACCGAUGGUUCUCAGCCGCGCCAAUGUUUUUGGCUCCGCGGCCUGACCUCCACCAGGCGUACUACCAGUUUUACACGCACUACGUAGACGAUGCCGUCGCAGCCGGGUUCCCCACACGGGGGCGGGUCCAACCUGCCCGGAAUUGGCGACCCCUCGCCCAGCAAACUGUUUCCCGGCGACGUGAGCCAGCUGGCGCUGCAAAAAUCCGCACAGGAAAACGCGCAGCAACUCGCCGCGCUUAAGUCAGUGCUGGAGAACAAGCUCUUCGCCCCUUUUGACAUCGUGCCGCCCGGCGAGUCCUUCGACCUGGCCCGGGUGCAGGAAAUGUACAAAGAAGUGCAGCAGCAGCUGAUGGACCCCACGAGCACGAAGUGGACAAAGCGCGCGCAGAGCAAGGUACGUGGCUUUGAUGAUUACCCGACUGCAGUUUUAUUCCUACGCAUCUUAUACAUUUUUGUACCCGUGUGAUCAUGCGGAAGAUAUGCAUGAAAAUUAGCUUUGCACGAUGCUGCUGCAAGAUCAGCAUGGUAAACGGAAGAACUGCAGUACUUGGUCACUAACAGGGUGCUCGUGAAUUAAUUUGGCAUUGAUGAUUAGAAAACACGACCACAGUCCAUCUUCGCGGAAAUCACCCAGAAACUGCGGGCCGACCGGUCCUGCAUGGACCCCAAGAAGCCGGACGGAGUUGGCAGCAUCCUGGCCAAGAUUCUGCACGGCGUUUUCGCUUUGUCGACUGUGGCGCACGCGGACGGCCUCAGCUCGAUUGCCAACGACACCAAGGACGACGUCUUCGAGUUUCUCACCCUCUUUCCAGGCGGGCUGGGGAACAUCUUCCACCAUGUUCGCACCGUGAUCAUCAUGUACAAGUGGUUCCGGUCGCCACUCGAGCGGGCCCUGGCACAGUGGC
Molecule: messenger RNA, 1154 nt
Organism: Amoebophrya sp. A120
Lineage: Eukaryota; Dinophyceae; Syndiniales; Amoebophryaceae
Source: the annotation of a GenBank genome assembly